Molecule: messenger RNA, 3464 nt
Organism: Sinocyclocheilus anshuiensis
Lineage: Eukaryota; Metazoa; Chordata; Actinopteri; Cypriniformes; Cyprinidae
Product: kelch-like protein 26
Exons: 5
Coding region: 285-2102 (605 amino acids)
Molecular function (GO): protein binding
Source: RefSeq, a predicted model, not a curated record
GUCAAGAAGAGCUGCGCGUUUUGGUUUUGACAGCGAAAUUAGCGACUGAGGUUAUGUAUGAUAAUGCAGCUAACCCGUCAGGCUACCUCAUUCCCCCAAACAAAAAUAUCUUUAGAUGAAUACAUGUGCUUUAUUCUGAUUCGUUGUCAUUUGUGGGCAGACGUAAUGCGGAGGAGCCCGUGAGUGGUGUGCUUAUGAGCAGAUUGAGCAUGGUUAGCGGUAAUUUGGGCUACUACACAUGAUGAUCGUCCUCGUCCUCAUCCUCAUCCUCAUCCUCGCUGAGCAUGGCGGAGUUAGACGGUGUGGAGUUCUGUGCGAAUCGAGCUCAAAGCAGCAUGGCUAACAACAAGAACAGCACGCUCCGUUGUACUUUCUCGGCCCCCAGCCACAGCAACACUCUCCUGAGGGGACUGUCUGUGUUACGCGAUCAAGGUCAGUUGCUGGAUGUGGUUCUGGUCAUUGACAACGAGCGCUUUGAGGUUCACAAAGCAGUUUUGGCCUCCUGCAGUGACUACUUCAGAGCCAUGUUUACUGGAGGAAUGAAGGAGUCAAACCAGAACACCAUAGAGCUAAAAGGUCUUUCAGCCAGAGGACUGAAGCACAUUAUUGAUUUUGCCUACAGUUCUGAAGUCACUCUGGACUUGGACUGCAUUCAGGAUGUUCUUGGUGCAGCCGUCUUCCUGCAGAUGGUGCCUGUGGUGGAGCUUUGUGAGGAGUUCCUAAAAUCAGCCAUGAAUGUUGAAACUUGUCUUAACAUCGGCCAGAUGGCCACCACCUUCAGCCUCUCGUCCCUUAAGCAGUCAGUCGAUGCGUUCACAUUCCGUCACUUCCUGCAAAUAGCUCAGGAGGAUGACUUCCUUCACAUUCCAAAGGAACGACUGGUUUUCUUCCUUCAGAGCAACAAGUUGAAGAACUGUAGUGAGAUCGACUUGUUCCACGUGGCAAUCCGCUGGCUGCAGCAUGACGCAUCCAAACGAGCUGCGGCCAGUGAAGUGCUCUGCCACGUGCGCUUCCCGCUAAUGUGGUCGUCUGAACUUGUGGACAGUGUCCAAUCUGUCGACAUCAUGGUGGAGGAUGUGCAGUGUCGACACUUUCUUCUAGAGGCCUUUAAUUAUCAAAUCCUUCCAUUCCGACAGCACGAAAUGCAGUCACCCCGAACUUCCAUUCGUUCAGACGUCACGUCGCUAAUUACUUUCGGUGGAACACCCUACACCGACAACGAUCGGACAGUCAGCGGCAAAGUUUUCUAUCUACCCGACAUCACAGUACGACAGUUCAAAGAGUUGACUGAAAUGGAGAUGGGAUGCAGCCAUGCAUGUGUGUCGGUUCUUGACAAUUUUGUGUACGUCGUGGGUGGGCAGCAUUUACAGUAUCGCAGUGGAGAGGGCGCAGUUGACGUCUGCUUCCGCUAUGACCCCCAUCUGAACCAGUGGCUUCGAAUCCAACCCAUGCAGGAAAGCCGCAUUCAGUUUCAGCUCAACGUACUGCAUGGACAACUUUACGCUACUGGGGGGCGCAACAGGUCUGGCAGCUUGUCCUCUGUAGAGUGCUAUUGUCCAAGGAAAAAUGAAUGGAAUUAUGUGGAUUCCCUGAAGAGGAGAAUCUGGGGUCACGCCGGAGCGACGUGCAGAGAGAAACUCUACGUCUCUGGAGGUUACGGGGUGUCUAUAGAGGAUAAGAAAUCUCUCCAUUGCUAUGAUCCAGCCUUGGAUCAGUGGGACUUCAAGUGUCCCAUGAACGAGCCAAGAGUCCUGCAUGCUAUGAUCAGUGUAAACAACCGUAUAUAUGCACUCGGAGGCAGAAUGGACCAUGUUGACCACUGCUUUGAUGUUCUAGCUGUAGAGUACUACGUUCCAGAGACCGAUCAAUGGACAACAGUCAGUCCGAUGCGUGCUGGUCAGUCAGAGGCUGACUGCUGCCUGCUGGAUAAAAAGAUCUAUAUAGUUGGAGGAUACAACUGGCACCUCAAUAACGUCACAAGUAUUGUGCAAGUUUAUAACACAGAGACAGAUGAGUGGGAAAGAGAUCUUCAUUUUCCAGGAUCUUUUGCAGGAAUAGCUUGUACACCUAUCAUACUUCCUCAAACAACUACCCAGCGCUAAGCACAUACCGUCUUACAUUUGCUGUUUUAGGCUUAAGAUUUAGUGUCCACCCGGACAGCAGUAAAAGUAAUGGUAUAAUUGGCUUUCUCUCAUUGAAAAGGGACUGUUAUGUCUUCAGUUUUGAAGCAUGCAUAAUUGAAGGCCUGUUCACAUCGGUGUGAGGGAAUGAUAUGAAAGCACACUCUUUACUAAGCUUUUUGAGUAUGUGAAGCAUCUUUCUGCACACUUCUUAAGCAGUUAUGCUGUCUUUGGCCCUUCAUGUAGAUUGCGUUGUUUCAUACUAAUGAGAGUCCCUGUGGGAUUAGCAUUGAUGAUAGAUUUGAAUGGACCAGCAGCACUGGGGCAAUGUCAUCACAUCUUCAUCUUUGGGAAUAUCUUACAUGUAUUCACAAUACAUCCUAAACUUCCACAUACAGAGACUGAUGAAUGUGAAAGAGAUCUCCAUUUUCCAGAAUCUUUUGCAGGAGUAGCUUGUAUCAUAUUUCCACAAACAACCACCCAACGCUAAGCACAUACUGUCUUACAUUUGCUGUUUUAGGCUUAGGUUUUUGAGAAUGUGAAGCAUCUUUCUACACACUUCUCAAGCAGUAACGUUGUCUUUGGCCCUUCUUGUAGAUUGACCCGUUUCAUAGUAAUGAGGGUUUCAUACAAGUGCCUGUGGGAUUUGCAAUGAUGACAGACUUGAAUGGGCCAGCAACACAACAGGAUUUAUGGCCUGUUCUCACUGGUGUGGUUUAAUGACACGAAAGCAAACUAUUCACAAGCAAUUUUUAUAACUAAACUAUCCAAAUUUCUGUCAUUUUCUGGAAUUUUGGAUAGUUGAAUAAAUUGGUUGAAAAAAAAUUGUCUCUGGAAAAGUGGGGGGCAGAACUUUGAAUUGUGAUAUUUUGAAUUUGGUCCGCUAGCUACAAUUUGGACAACAUUGUCCUCUUUGCCAGCACUUCCUUAUAGGUUGAAAAGAUUGAACCCGUUUUCCUAAUUGGCAUGUUGAAACCGUGAAGCAUCUUCUCAAGAAGUAAAGCUGGCUCUGGCGAUUAUAGAUUCAUAUAAAACAGUAGGCCUGAUCUAUAUGUUGGACUUUUCGGGCGAAUCCAUGUUUGUUUUGUGAUAAUUUGUACAAAACAACAUACACCACUAGGAAUAUUUAGUGGCAGGUGUAUUAAUAUUAAUAUAUUUUGUGAUGCUGUAUUAACCUAUUUUGUGACAAGUACCUGAUAUUAGUUAUCCUUUAUCAAAAUUCUCGUUUUUGAAUGGUUUUGUAAUAGAAAUUAUUUCAGAAAUCGUAACCACCACAAAGAAGCAGUGGAGGUAAAAAAUUCUCAUGACUUAAUGUUGUCCUUUUAAACAUUAAGGGGAUAUUUA